GGGGGGGGGGCUGCUGCCAUGGACCCCCAUCACCUCUACAUCUCCACCCGGGACCCCCAGGAAGAUUUUGAGGUCCUGCAGCGCCUGGGCGGUGGCACCUACGGGGAGGUCUAUAAGGCCCGCAGCAAAGCCUCGGGCGAGCUGGCCGCCAUCAAGGUUGUCAAGAUGGAGGCAGACGACGACCGCGCCACGCUGCAGCAGGAGAUCCUGAUGGUCCGCUCCUGCCAGCACCCCAACAUCAUCGCCUACUUCGGCAGCUACAGCUGGUGCAACAAGCUGUGGAUCUGCAUGGAGCUGUGGGGGGGGGGGUCUCUGCAGGACAUCUACCACGUGACGGGACCUCUCUCGGAGCCGCAGAUCGCUUAUGUCUGCAGGGAGACCCUGGAGGGGCUCUCCUACCUGCACUCCCAGGGCAAGAUCCACCGGGACAUCAAGGGAGCCAAUAUCCUCAUCAAUGACAGUGGGGAGGUGAAGCUGGCCGACUUCGGGAUCGCGGCGCAGAUCACUGCGACCUUCGCCCGGCGGAUGUCCUUCAUCGGCACCCCAUACUGGAUGGCCCCCGAGGUGGCGGCGGUGGAGAAGACGGGGGGCUACGACCAUCGCUGCGACGUCUGGGCGCUCGGCAUCACCGCCAUCGAGCUGGCCGAGCUGCAGCCCCCCCUCUUCGACCUGCACCCCCUGCGGGUGCUGUUCCUGAUGUCCAAGAGCGGGUACCAGCCCCCCAAGCUGAAGGACAAGGCCAAAUGGUCCCCCCCCUUCCACAACUUUGUCAAGGUGACACUCACUAAGAACCCCAAGAAACGGCCCAGUGCUGCCAAGAUGCUCAGCCACCAAUUUGUGGCCCAGCCGGGGCUGAGCCGGACCCUCACCCUGGAGCUGCUGGAAAAGCUCCGGGACCCCGAGCGGCUCCUGGGGGGCUGCAACCCCGAGGAGGAGGAGCCCGAGCUGCCCCCUCCCGUGCCCCACCGGAUCCACUCCACCCACCGGCCCCCGCCCCCCGGCCCCCACCGUGAGUUGCACCCCCUUGGCGGGGGCCCGUGCUGGCGGAAGGAGGGCAACCCCCCCCGUGUGUCCUCAGCAAAGCCCGGCUGCGGCAGGAGAGUGGGGGGGUCCAAGGGCAGCGCACGGGACGAUGCCUCCGAUGAUGAUGACGACUACGAUGAUGUUGACAUACCCAGCCGCGGUGACUCCAACAGUGCCACUCUGCCCCACGAUGUACCCCCUCCGCUGCCCCCCAAGCCUAAGUUCUGGACAAGCUCAGCCGAGGGCCCCCCCGAAGACCCCCGCCCGCGGCCCCGGGGACCCCUCCUGGAGCAGCCGCCCCCCCCGGCCCUGGUGCACUGUGCCAGCGGCCCCGCGGGGGGGCUCUGCCCCCCGGCCCCCACCCGGGGGGGGCCACUGGCUGCCAGCUCAGACCCCGUGCUCUGGUCGGGGCCCUGCAGAGAGGACCCCCCCCUGCUGCCCCCCAAGACGGAGAAGAACCGGAGAGUGGUCCCUGCGGACAACGGGGGGGCCACCCCCAGGCCACACGAGGGGUCCCUCUUCCGGAAGGUGUUUGAUGGGUGUCCCCUGCGUGUGACGGCCACCACCACCUGGACGCAUCCCACCACCCACGACCCCCACCUCAUCCUGGGAGCGGAGGAGGGGAUCUUCAUCCUGAACCAGAGCGAGCCUGAGGCCACGCUGGAGCUGCUCUACCACAGCCGCACCUCCUGGCUCUACUCCAUCAGCAACAUCCUCAUGUCCGUCUCAGGGAAGACCCCCCAGCUCUACUCCCACAACCUGCUGGGGCUCUACGAGCAGAGCAAGAGGGACCAGCGCCCGGGGGUGCACAUCUCCCCCCACCGCCUGCUGCCCAGGAAGAACGUCACCUCCAUCAAGAUCCCCGACACCAAGGGCUGCCGGACCUGCUGCGUGGCCAGGAACGAGCAGACGGGGUGUCACUACCUGUGCGGGGCGCUGGAUGCUGGCGUGGUGCUGCUGCAGUGGUACCAGCCCCUGCAGAAGUUCAUGCUGGUCAAGCACUUUGACUUCCCGCUGCCGUCGCCGCUGCGGGUGUUCGAGCUGCUGGUGACCCCCGGGGAGGAGUUCCCCAGCGUCUGCAUCGGGGUCAGCCCCGGCCCCUCGCCCGCCCACCCCGUCCUCUUCCACACCAUCAACCUCAACUCCCUCACCUCCUGGUUCGCCCACACCGGCUCCGAGCCCUCCUGCCCCGGCCCCGUGCAGGUGACGCAGCUGGACAGCGAGACCGUGCUGGUCCUGCUGGACCGGAGCGUGAAGCUGGUGACACUGCAGGGAGCCCCUGCCCAGGGGCUGGCAGCCCCCGACAUCUCCUUCGAUGUGGCUGUGGAGGCCGUGGCACUGGUCCGCGGCUGCGUCCAGGCCUUCUGGCGCCACGGGGUGCAGGUGUGGCAGGUGGGCUCCGCGCAGCUGAUCGAGGAGCUGCGGGACCAGCGCUGGACCUUCCGCCUGCUCAGCUCCCACAGCACCCUGGUCCUGGAGAUGCGCCCCGCCGACGAGGCCAACGCUUACAGCAACCUCUACGUCCAGGCGUGACCCCCCCCGGAACGGGGGGGGGACCCCCCCGGGGCUGGGGGGGGGGCAGGGAGGCUGAGCUGGGCCCCGCCCAGCC
Aquila chrysaetos chrysaetos is the source of this 2632-nucleotide messenger RNA. RefSeq names its product mitogen-activated protein kinase kinase kinase kinase 1 (gene MAP4K1). Gene Ontology annotation, molecular function: MAP kinase kinase kinase kinase activity; ATP binding. The transcript has 33 exons. Gene Ontology annotation, biological process: protein phosphorylation. Lineage: Eukaryota; Metazoa; Chordata; Aves; Accipitriformes; Accipitridae. The record is from RefSeq and is a predicted model, not a curated record. The coding region runs from base 19 to 2556 and encodes 845 amino acids.